AUGUACUCUGAUAACGGUACGACGUUCGCAGGAGCCGACGCUAAAUUGACAAAAGCUUAUCAGAGCGCAAUGCGCAACCCCGAGUUCCAGAGCAAAAUUGCCACCGAUAACAUUAGCUGGCAGUUCAUUCCUCCCCAUGCUCCGCAUUUCGGCGGUCUUUGGGAGGCCGGAGUUCGCAGUGUCAAGCAUCAUCUUAGACGAAUUUUGGGCCCUCACACUCUCACGUAUGAGGAAUUUUCUACUCUGUUAUGCCGCAUCGAGGCUUGCCUCAAUUCUCGGCCCAUCGGUCCGCUUACAGAUACUUUCGACGAUUAUAACCCCCUUACACCGGGGCAUUUCUUAAUCGGAUCUCCCAUCACGGUGAAUCCCGAACCGUCCAUUCUCUCCGUAAAUGAAAGUCGACUCUCGCGGUGGCAAUUAAUUCGUCAAUUGACAGAGCAGUUUUGGAAAAUCUGGCAGAGCGAUUACGUCAAUACUUUACAACAGCGAGUUAAAUGGAAGCAAGUACAACCGUCUGUGAAGCCUGGCUUAAUGAUAUUAAUUCGUAAUCCGUUGCUUCCGCCGUGCAAAUGGGAGCUAGGUCGGAUCACACAAUGUCAUCUCGGAUCCGACGGAUACGUUCGCGUCGUUACCGUGCGCACCGCUCAUUCUGAAUAUAAACGGCCGAUAGUUAAGCUAUGCGUACUACCCAUCGAUAUCGAGUCUUCGACUAACGGUUCUCCGAGCGAUAAUUGA
Messenger RNA from Camponotus floridanus (Florida carpenter ant), 735 nucleotides. RefSeq lists its product as uncharacterized. Gene Ontology annotation, biological process: DNA integration. The record is from RefSeq and is a predicted model, not a curated record. Gene Ontology annotation, molecular function: nucleic acid binding. Lineage: Eukaryota; Metazoa; Arthropoda; Insecta; Hymenoptera; Formicidae. Bases 1 to 735 code for a protein of 244 amino acids. The transcript has a single exon.